AUGGACGGUUCCGCGCUCCGACACCGAAAUCAAGAGCCCCCCGAGACAACCUCCCACGUCGCUCGAAAGGAUGAAGAACCCCGGUUAAAACAUGGCAUCCCCAUGCAGGUCGUCCGGUCGCUGCUCCUGGGAGCCUGGUUCAACUGCUGCUGCUUCGUCAUCUUUGCGACCCAGUUGGUCGGCGCCCCGCUGUACCUGCUCAACAAACGCUGGUAUUACUCGUACAUGGCCUCGACCAAACAAUCCUUCGGGCUGGUCAUCACCGCCCUCACCCAGUGGGGGUGUCCGACUUAUGUUCGUGUCAGUGGGGAUCACAGCGUGCGAGGUCAAAUCCACCUGGUCGAUGGACAGUUGAAAACCCAGUUCCCGGAGCGCCUCGUGAUGAUCGCCAACCACCAGGUGUAUACCGACUGGAUCUACCUCUGGUGGGUCGCCUACACGAAUGCGAUGCAUGGCCGCAUCUUUAUCAUCCUCAAGGAAUCCCUCAAGUACAUCCCCGUCGUGGGUCAGGGCAUGAUGUUCUACGGAUUCAUCUUCAUGGCCCGCAAGUGGAUCUCCGACAAGCCCCGGCUCGAGCAUCGCCUGGAGAAGCUGAAAGCGCGCCACUCCGGCUCCAAGUCCGAUUCUCCCGACUACGACCCCAUGUGGCUGCUAAUAUUCCCCGAGGGGACGAACCUGUCGCCCAACACCAAACGGCGGAGUGCCGCUUACGCCGAGAAACAGGGGUACCCGACCCCGGAGCAUGUGCUGCUCCCCCGAUCCACCGGUCUCUUCUUUUGUUUGCAACAAUUACGCGGGACGGUGGAUUGGGUGUAUGACUGCACUGUCGCCUACGAAGGUCCACCGAAAGGGAGCCUUCCCGAUAAGUAUUUCACCCUGCGCUCCACCUACGGACAGGGGAGACCUCCGACAUCGGUCAACAUGUAUUGGCGACGGUUCGCCGUGUCGGAUAUCCCGCUGGAGGACCAGGCGGAAUUCGAUACCUGGCUGCGGGAGCGAUGGUCCGAGAAGGACCUCUUGAUGGACCAAUACUUCGAAACAGGGCGGUUCCCGACCGAGCUGGCGGGCACCAUCGAAGCCGAGUCCGGGUCCGCGAAGCAAAAGGCCGUCGCGUCCGACGGAUUCGUCGAGGCCCAUGUGCGACUCGCUUCGCCGCAAAACUUGUCCUGUCCUCCCCCCUCACGAAACAUCCCCAUUUCCCCUCAUAUCUCAAAUUUCAAACAUCUUUCCGAUCGGAAUUGGACCUCCUGUCCAAACAUGGCAUCCGUAUCGAAUGGAUUCGCCAAUGGUGUCAACGGAGAUUCGCUCGCGCCGGCCAACUCCUUGGCCAACCUCCGUUUCUCUGACAUUCCCUCCGCCAUCGAUAUUCCCGCCUCCACCCUCGACAGCGAAGUCGAGGUCAGUCUAGAAGGUCUCCCCGAUGACCCCACCGAACUCUGCACCUUGCUCGAGAACGAGAAAGCCGCCAAGAAUUUCUGGGUGAUCAUCGCGCUGGCCUACGCCAAGCAGAAACAGAUCGACCACGCAAUCGAUAUCCUGAACAAGGGCCUCGCCUCGGUCGCCCAUGGCGCCACCAAGGAAAAGCUCGGCCUGUUGGGCUGGGUCUGCUGGCUGUUGAUGCUGAAGAGUCGCCAGGCGCCGCGCGUCGCGUCCGAGGGCGAACUGUACACCGAGGCGAAGACGAAAGACUACUACCUGCAGCAGGCCACGUCCACGCUGAACGAGGCCUCGCGGCUGAACCCGGCCUUCCCGCCCCUGUUCCUGGCCCGCGGUGUGCUCUCCCUCCUGCGCGCCUCGCUGCACCCCCCGAGACCGGUCCGCCCGGGCACCGUGGAUACCUCCGAGCGCGUCGAGUGCCUGCGACAGGCGCUCAAAUGCUUCGACGAGUCCUCCCGGGCCUUCGGGGGCCGCAACGUGAUGGCGAUCCUGGGUCGCGCGAGAACACAUUACAUGCUGGGGAGGUAUGCGGAGGCGCUCGAGGGCUACCAGAGGGCGUUGGUGAAGAUGCCGGGGCUGACGGACCCGGAUCCGCGGAUCGGGAUCGGGUGCUGUCUGUGGCAGCUGGGCUUCAAGGAUCAGGCCAAGGUAGCCUGGGAGCGAGCACUGGCGUUGAACCCCGAUUCCAAGGUCGCCAACAUCCUCCUUGCGGUCUACUACCUCUACGACAGCUCCCGCCACGCCACCACCGACCCGUCCUUCGGUUCCCUGUACAAGGUGGCCAUGACGCAGUACACGCAAAAGGCCUUCAAGCUAGACAAGGAAUACCCCAUGACCUGCGCCUUAUUCGGAGGGUACUUCCUCCUGCGCAAGUCCUACGCGACCGUCGAGACGCUCGCGCGCAAGUCGAUCGAACACACCGACGUCAUGCAGAUCGCCAGCGACGGAUGGUACCUCCUCGGUCGCAAGGCACACUACGAGGGCGACCUGGCGCGCGCAGCAGAGUACUACAACCGCUCGGAUCAGGCGCGCGGCGGCGGCGACCAGGGAUACCUACCGGCGAAGUUCGGCGCGGUGCAGAUGCAAGUGUCGAACAAGGACCUGGACGGGGCCAAGUUCCGACUGGAGAAGAUCGUCCAGCAGACCAAGAACCCAGAAUGCAUGCUUUUGCUGGCGGCGCUCCACGCGGAGGACGUGUUCGCGCUCCAGCGCAGCGGCUCCAAGGAGGACAAGUCGGCCGAACUCAAGAAGGCCAUCGGCCUGCUGGAGUCGGUGCGCAGCCUGUGGAAGGACGACGCGAAGAAGAUCGCGCCGGACGAGUCCGUCUUGGUGUACCUGGCGCGUCUGUACGAGCAGACGGCGCCUGAGAAGAGCAUGCAGUGUCUCUCCCAGCUGGAGGAGAUGCAGCUAGCGGAGAUGGGCGACGACGAGCGGCCGGAGGGCAUGGAAGACGACGACGCCGAGGCGCUCCGGACGGCCCUCCGCGCCAAUCUCCCCCCGCAGCUGCUCAACAACAUGGGCUGCUUCCUGUACCAGUCCGAGCGGGUAGACGCCGCACGGGCGACCUUCCAAGCGGCGCUCAGCGCCUGCGUGCGCUCGCAGGAGAAAUCAAGCGACCUCGACACCGACGCCCUGGUCACAACAAUCAGCUACAACCUCGGCCGCACCUACGAAGCAGCCGACAUGCCCGACGAGGCCAAGAAGGUGUACGCGGGGCUCCUCGAGCGACACAGCGACUACACCGAGGCCAACGCGCGCCUCACCUACAUCGCCCUCCGCCAGAGCCCCACGGACGAGGGGCCCAAGCGCAUGGGCAAGCUCUACGAAGCAGACUCCACCAACCUCGAAGUGCGCGCGCUCUUCGGCUGGUACCUCAGCAAAUCCAAGAAGCGGACCGCGAACCUCGCCGAAGACCCCGAGCAGCGCCACUACAAGCACACGCUGCAGUACUUCGACAAGCACGACCGGUACUCGCUGACCGGCAUGGGCAACGUGCACCUGCUGACCGCGCGCGACAUGCGGCGCGAGACGGACACGGAGCGGGAAAAGCGGCGGCGGAUGUACGAGCGCGCAGUGGAGUUCUUCGACAAGGCGCUGCAGCUGGACGGGCGCAACGCCUACGCCGCGCAGGGCAUCGGCAUCGCGCUCGUCGACGACCGCAAGGACUACAGCGCGGCCGUGCAGAUCUUCUCCAAGAUCCGCGACACGCUGCGCGACGCCAGCGUCUACCUGAACCUGGGGCACGUGUACGCGGAACUCCGGCAGUACACGCGGUCGAUCGAGCACUACGAGGCGGCUCUCUCCAAGGACCGCGCGCGCGACGCGCAGAUCCUCGCCUGCCUGGGCCGAGUAUGGCUCCUACGGGGGAAGCAAGAGGCGAGCCUGUCGGCGAUGCAGACCGCGCUGGAGUACGCGCGCCGGGCGCACUCGGUUGCACCGGGGCAAGUGCACCUGGAGUUCAACGUCGCGUUCGUGCAAAACCAGAUCGCGUCGCUCGCCUACGGACUGGGCGAAACACAACGCACCGUGGCAGACCUCGAGGCCGCAGCGGAGGGACUCCGCCAGGCGGUCGAGACCUUCGGCCGGCUCGCCGCAGGGAAGAACCCGCCCUACCCGGCAGGCGCGCUCGAGCAGCGCGCCAACAUGGGCAAGACGAUCAACAAGCAGCUGGAGCGAGCCCUCCAGAGCCAACGGACCUACGAGGAGCAGAACGCCGCCAAGCUACAGCAGGCGCGGGCGGCGCGGGAGGCGGAGCUCGCGCGCCGGGCCGAAGCCGUCAAGCAGGCGCAGGCGGUGGAACAAGAGCGAAAGCAGAAGGUCGCCGCAGAGCGGCAGCAGCUGAUCGAGGACGCGCAGCGGCUGGCGGAGCAGCGGGCGGCGGACGAUCACGCGCGGGAGCAAGCGGAGCUGACGACGGACGAGGAGACGGGCGACCGGGUCAAGCGUCGGAAGAAGGCGUCUGGCGGGGGAGGAGGUGGUGGUGGUGGGGCGUCGUCGAAGCGCAAGAAGCGGUCGCAGCGACGGGAUACGGACGGGGACUCGUUCGUCAGUGAUGGGGAGGAGGGAGCUGUGGGGGGUGGUGAUAGCUCGGGCGGGGAGAGUGGAGGGGAGGCGGCGCCGAAGAAGCGACGUCGGUUGGAGCGUCGAUCGGGCGGGAAGGCGUCGAGCAAGUAUAAGAGUAGUGAGAUGGUUGUGGAUUCGGAUGAGGAGGAGGAUGGGGGCGGAAGCCCGGCGGGGUCGGACGGGGACGAGGAGAUGCGCGAUGGGGGGGAGGAUGAUAGGGAGGAGGAGCAGGAGCAGGAAGUGGUGCAACGCCGACGGGCGAAACAGAAAGCCCGACGGAUUGCGGACGACGAUGAGGAGGAGGAAGACGAAGGGGAGGAGGGGACGGGGGCCACGACGGGAGGAGGAGGAGAGGUCGGGGGCCACGAAGGGGGGCAGGAAAGUGGGGAUGACGAAGAACACGAGGAUGACGGGCUGUUUUGA
Aspergillus candidus is the source of this 4923-nucleotide messenger RNA. Its product is annotated as putative RNA polymerase II transcription elongation factor (Ctr9). The coding region runs from base 1 to 4923 and encodes 1640 amino acids. Gene Ontology annotation, biological process: regulation of DNA-templated transcription. The transcript is spliced from 4 exons. The record is from RefSeq and is a predicted model, not a curated record. NCBI's taxonomy places the organism in Eukaryota, Fungi, Ascomycota, Eurotiomycetes, Eurotiales, Aspergillaceae. Gene Ontology annotation, cellular component: Cdc73/Paf1 complex. Gene Ontology annotation, molecular function: acyltransferase activity; RNA polymerase II complex binding.